AUGCAAAAAGAAAUAAUCACAUUUCAAAAAUCAGUGCAGUUUAACUCUGACUGGCAUGAUGAAACCACUAAAAAUUUCGAAGUCCUAUUUGAGCUCACAAAGCAAACCGACAGCCUCAAAUCGGAAAUUAAUAAUCUUAAACUACAAAAUCAACAAUUAAAUCGACAAAUGAACAUCAACGAGCAACGUGACCGAAUGCUAAAUGUUGAAAUUGUCGGCAUGCCAGAAUCAAUCAACGAGGACCUGAAUGAUACCAUCUUGAGAAUAUGUAAACACGUCGGAGUUAAAAUCGAUACAAAUGACGUUCUGCAGGUUAACAGAGUAUCCCCAAAAGUAAAACUGCCAGGUCGAUCCAGGGUGAUUAUUGCCAAAAUGAAAUCAAGGCUCCUGAAAGAUAACGUAAUAUCUCUAUCCCGUAAAAAUCGUCUAACCACUAAGGACAUUGGGCUAGCAGGUGAAAGCAGACCAAUUUUUGUCAAUGAGCACUUAACCUUCUCACAAUAA
Parnassius apollo (apollo) is the source of this 504-nucleotide messenger RNA. Lineage: Eukaryota; Metazoa; Arthropoda; Insecta; Lepidoptera; Papilionidae. The record is from the annotation of a GenBank genome assembly.